Messenger RNA from Vigna radiata var. radiata (mung bean), 1135 nucleotides. Its product is annotated as putative uridine kinase C227.14. Gene Ontology annotation, molecular function: kinase activity; ATP binding. Bases 47 to 973 code for a protein of 308 amino acids. The transcript has 12 exons. Gene Ontology annotation, cellular component: cytoplasm. The record is from RefSeq and is a predicted model, not a curated record. NCBI's taxonomy places the organism in Eukaryota, Viridiplantae, Streptophyta, Magnoliopsida, Fabales, Fabaceae.
ACGGAAUGUCAUCGUAUACAGUUGAAGGCUUUUGAAAUCCAGGUAAAUGGAAGCAACUUUCUCUUCAACGACCGGAAGAGGGUACUGGAAUAAGGUUUGUGCUGAUGCAGAACCUUUGCUCCUGAGAGUAGUGGAGAAUCGCGACCGGAAUCCGUCUUCACUGUCCAUCGCGCGUUCUAGCAAGUUUGUGCAGCUGUCACUUCGAAGGAGGAAGAGUUCUCUCUUUAAGGUUUUAUCAGCUGAAAAGGAUCAAAUUCAUGUUGUAGAAGGAAGCUGUGUUGAUGAGUUAUAUGAUGCAUUAGUUGCACGUCUUCUGCCUUUGGUGUUACUGUCAUCAAAUCCUAAUCACAAGCUUUUAGUUGGCCUGGCUGGUCCUCCAGGUGCUGGAAAGAGCACUCUGGCACACGAAGUAGCCAGACGCAUAAACAAAAUUUGGCUAGAGAAAGCUUCUUCCUUUGACUCUAAGGUGCAACCUCCAGAUAUUGCGAUUGUCUUUCCCAUGGAUGGCUUUCAUCUUUAUCGUUCAGAACUAGAUGCAAUGGAGAAUCCCGAGGAAGCACAUGCCAGAAGGGGAGCUCCCUGGACAUUCAAUCCAUUGCGGUUACUCACAUGUCUCAAGAAUCUAAGAAUUGAUGGAUCAGUUUAUGUACCAUCGUUUGACCAUGGUGUUGGGGACCCAGUGGAAGAUGAUAUCUUUGUGAACCUUCAGCACAAGGUUGUUAUUGUAGAAGGUAACUAUUUACUCUUGGAAGAUGGGGUAUGGAAGGAGAUAUCAUCUUUGUUUGACGAAAAAUGGUUUAUUGAUAUUGACAUUGACAAAGCUAUGCAGCGAGUUUUAAAGAGGCAUAUUUCAACUGGCAAACCUCCAGACAUUGCUAAACAACGGAUAGAGAACAACGACAGGUUCAAUGCAGAACUUAUAAUGAAGUCUAAGAAAAAUGCUGAUAUAGUUAUCAAGUCAGUUGAUUUCUGAGGAAUCUGUUUGCGCCAAGUCAAUCCUGAGGAGACUAUUAUAACCUCAGAAGGGAUGUCUUUAAUAAAAUAAUUUAUUUUUGUGACUUUUCAGAGUCAAACAAACUGAUUUUUUUUUAAUUAUUAUUAUACAACAAAUUUUAGUACAUUUUUAGUUUUCUUU